AAACCCAGCACUGCUUUCAUUUUCACACCAAACCCACCCUUUUUAUUAUUCCCCUUCUUUCCCCGUCCUACUCCAUUCUCCUCUUCUUCUUCCCCAAAAUAUUGAAAACUCACUUUCUACUCAACCCCCUCCUUUUUAUUACACGAACUCUUCAUCUUCAGACAACCUUUUCAAGAACUCGAAACAGAGGACAAGGGGUGUUUAAGGAAACCAUAAUGGGCAAAUGGAGAGUGGUCUUAAUACUCUCCACACUACAACUCCUAACUCUUCUUACACCAACAAAACCAGAUCCGAAAGACGAAUCAUGUCUUACCCACUUAAGCCAAUCACUUGAAGACCCAAACAAGAACCUCCAAAACUGGACCAAAGCCACUUUCUCAAACCCAUGUACUGGCUUCACCUCGUACCUCCAAGGCGCCACUUGUAAUAACGGCCGUAUCUACAAACUCUCUCUCUCGAAUCUCUCUCUCAAAGGCUCCAUCUCUCCUUAUAUAGCUAACUGCACUAAUCUCCAAGCUCUUGACUUAUCGUCAAACGCUCUAUCCGGUUCAAUCCCGACCGAUCUUCAGUUCCUCGUGAACCUAGCGGUUCUUAACCUCUCGGCGAACCAUCUCUCCGGUUCGAUACCUCCGCAGAUUGCCAUGUGCGCGUACCUAAACGUUAUAGAUCUUCAUGACAACGUGUUAACCGGUCCGGUUCCGCAGCAGCUCGGUCUUUUAGUCCGGCUCUCGGUUCUCGAUGUUUCGAAUAACAAGCUCUCCGGUCCAAUUCCGGGUAAUCUCGGGAACCGGACCGGUUUGCCGAGAUUCAACGCGUCGUCGUAUGAGGGCAAUAAAGAUCUGUAUGGGUACCCUUUGCCACCUAUGAAGAAUAAAGGGCUUUCGAUUCUAGCCAUUGUAGGGAUUGGGCUUGGAAGUGGGCUUUUGAGUUUGGUCCUUAGCUUCACAGCUGUGUGUAUUUGGUUGAGAGUCACUGAUCGCAAAACGGCGUCGGCUGAACAAGAAGGCAAAAUCACACAGCUCAUGCCUGAUUAUUAAAUUCAAUUAAUCACUCAGUAAUGUGAUGCUUGCUCAUCUACGAUUCCAGAACAGGGACUGGGGACCGGGCAGGGGUGUCUUCUGCUGCUACUCAAUUGAACCGGGUAAAAUGUAUUUAUAAUAACUACCGUUAUUCGAAGUGCUUACAAUACCUUACACGGUUGAUCAAUGCAUUUGUAUAUGGGUACAGAGAACCGCGAGGAUCACCUGAAAACUUGGUUUGGUUUUCAUAAAUCUACGAUUCUCGCGGUUUUCAUAUUCUCCGGUGAGGGGUACCCUACAUGUUUAGCUUACAUUUGCAAGGAUGCAACUAUACAAUUUUUGAAGAUCACGUUUGCCCCUCUUUCUGUUUUUUGAAGAUCACUCCCACCGAAAGUUUAAAAUUAGUCAAAGUUUGGUUUUGAGUCAAAUCAUCAACGGCACCAUCAAGAAUGGCAUGUACACACAUAAACAUACAUAUGGAGUAUCAUGCAUACCCUACAUGUACAGGUAACAAUUGAUGAAUGCAAAUCAUCACGCAAAGGGAACACUUUGUGCCUCGUAUGAGUGCUUUCGUUUACAAUUUGUGUGUACAGUCCUUUGUGGUAAAUUUUUGGCUUGGGAAAAAUAAAGGAGUGGUUGUAUGUAAUUUAGGACCAGGAGACCAUCAGAAAUGCCAGGACCAUGCUUCCUGGCUCCCUGUUUGCCUUUUACUUUUAUCACCCCACCUUGCUUUUUACUCAAA
Daucus carota subsp. sativus is the source of this 1761-nucleotide messenger RNA. RefSeq names its product receptor-like protein 44. The coding region runs from base 216 to 1037 and encodes 273 amino acids. NCBI's taxonomy places the organism in Eukaryota, Viridiplantae, Streptophyta, Magnoliopsida, Apiales, Apiaceae. The transcript has 2 exons. The record is from RefSeq and is a predicted model, not a curated record. Gene Ontology annotation, molecular function: protein binding.